GAAUUAUUUGGAUAUAAAGAUCUCCGUCAUUGGAUUAGGAAUCUCAAUUUGAAACAUUCACCAGUUCAUUAAGAUUUGUCUUUCUCUUUUAGCUUUGCAAGUUAAACUCUCACUCACUCUUACAUUCAAAAUGAAGGUUGCUAUCUUAUUCGCUUUAGUCGCUGUUGCCUCAGCUGCCGUCAUCAACCCUGCUGGUAUUGUUUCAACUGGAUCCUCAUCCGUCUCAAGAUCAGAAGAUGGUACCGGUAACUACCAAUUCUCAUACACCGAACAAGGACUCUCUGGUGGCUCCCAACGAUCUGAACAAGGUGAUGCUUUCGGUCGUAAAACUGGUUCAUACGCUUUAAGUGAUGCUGAUGGACGCCAACGAAUUGUCUCAUAUGUUGCUGAUGAAACUGGUUUCCGUGCUUCCAUCCAAACCAACGAGCCAGGAACUGCUCCAUUAGCUGGUGCUGAUACCGCAAUCUCUGCUCCAGACUCAACUGGAAUUGCUGCUGCUACCAACCAACGAACAGCUGAACAACUUACCGCACUUGCCAAUGCCCCACCUGCCGUCGAAGAGACUCCAGUUGCUGCUGCUCCAAUUGCUUUCGGUCCAGCACCAACUCGACUUGUUGCUGCCCAACCUGUCUACUCAGGUUUCCGACCUUUCACAGGUUAAUUUUUUUGACCACAAAAGAUCCCCAUUCCUUUUUCUCGCCCUCGAAUCUUCACUAAACUCUCUUUUGUUUCACCUCAAUCAUCAGUGUUGAAUACCUCAAUACUGUUGAUCCUGAUUGGAACACCAAUUUUUUGCGAACAAAUGAUUUUUUUUGUGUUACUAACAAAACUUUAUGGUCAAUCAUGAUCAACGAUCCUCAAUGCGCUAGUUUCUCUUCACAACAAAUGUUCUUUCAAUUUUCAAGACCAAUUAAAGCUAUUUAAAUCUUUUAAAAA
This is a messenger RNA of Tetranychus urticae (two-spotted spider mite), 936 nucleotides long. RefSeq names its product adult-specific rigid cuticular protein 15.7. Lineage: Eukaryota; Metazoa; Arthropoda; Arachnida; Trombidiformes; Tetranychidae. Gene Ontology annotation, cellular component: chitin-based extracellular matrix. The record is from RefSeq and is a predicted model, not a curated record. Gene Ontology annotation, molecular function: structural constituent of chitin-based larval cuticle.